AUGAAUCGAAUUCUGUUUAUUUUCGUCAUAACAGCGACAUCUGGUAUACCGAACAAAUCUUGUGACAGAAUGCGGAUUGGAAACAAUUGGUACGACAGAGAAAUACUUUGGUCUGAACUGGGCAGACCCUACAAUUUGAAUAUUCAUCGAGGAUCAAAUACACUUUUCUUCAGUUACACUCAACCAGAGACAUAUUCUGAUGUCGAUUUCCAACUAGCCUAUUACAAUUUAGACUCAAAUGAUCAUCAAAAUAUUGUUGGUAUUCGAGGAGGGUGUGCGGUAGCCAUCAACCAAGCUACUGAUGAAAUUUACUUAGGAGGCAGUGAAGGGAUUUAUAAAUACAAUAUGUUGACUAAGCUUGCUGAUUUUUAUGGAGAGAAAGGUGUUAAUAUCUGGGCUUUGUUUUAUCGAAGAAAUCUGUUCUAUAUAAGUUAUCCAGAUCAAAAACUACAUAUUGAAGUAGAUGAUAAAUUUUCACCAGUUAAGGAAUUCCUUGGGAUCGAAGUUGAUCAUUUUCACGUUAACAAUGAUAAUAUUAUUUAUUUUGCUAACAAAACAGGUUUAUAUAAAUACGAUAAUGAUAAUAAUGAUAUUCGUAAUGUUAAUAAUUUGAUAACAGUUAGACAAAUAGUCGAAGAUGUUGAUGAUAAUGUGUAUAUUUGUACGAAUUUAGGUGUAUUUUUAAUUAAAGUUGACGGUAUGGAGAAGAUUUCGGACAUUAAAAAUAUUUAUGGUCUAGCUUUUGAUAGAGAUAAUAAUAUUAUAAUAUCUGAUGAAAAAAAUAUUAUAAAACUAAUUAAUAGUAAAUCUGGGUGUAUGGAAGACAAAGAGCAUUGGUGA
Melitaea cinxia (Glanville fritillary) is the source of this 840-nucleotide messenger RNA. Its product is annotated as ommochrome-binding protein-like. The coding region runs from base 1 to 840 and encodes 279 amino acids. NCBI's taxonomy places the organism in Eukaryota, Metazoa, Arthropoda, Insecta, Lepidoptera, Nymphalidae. The record is from RefSeq and is a predicted model, not a curated record. Gene Ontology annotation, molecular function: protein binding. The transcript has a single exon.